Messenger RNA from Girardinichthys multiradiatus, 3823 nucleotides. It is a transcript of the gene mettl25, whose product is annotated as methyltransferase like 25. NCBI's taxonomy places the organism in Eukaryota, Metazoa, Chordata, Actinopteri, Cyprinodontiformes, Goodeidae. The transcript is spliced from 12 exons. The record is from RefSeq and is a predicted model, not a curated record. Bases 256 to 1980 code for a protein of 574 amino acids.
CUCACUAAAGUUAAUUUUCGGCAUAACCUUUAUAAUGCUUAGGAUGGGAGAUAAUUAAUUGCAGCUAAAAUGUAAAAAAUAAGUAUGCCUGAUUUGUAUGCUCUUUAUAUAAGUAAAAUAUAAAGGGAAAAGCAUGAAAAACAGCUUUAGGUCAUCGACUAGUCUUUUCGACUACUAGUGACUUGGUUUACGUAGUCGUCAGUAGGAAACAGUACACAUGCCUUUGAGAAGCUCCUCUUUAAAGCGCUGUUCAAAAUGAAACCCUCCUGCUACAGCCUCACAGAAAUUCAACGACGAAUAGAUGAAGUUAAGCGCUUUCUGUCGGUGACUCUCGCCGUCGCUAAUGCUCACACAGUCGAGUUUUUCACCCACGACGUGUGGAAGCGGUUCGUUGCUGUGUCGCCGCAGGAGGUCCUGUCAGCAGUCAGUUCCGGUAGUGACCAGCAGAGGGAGUCACAGCACAAAGAACUGGACCAUUCCAAGACUACAUUUGGGUUUUGCGUUAAUUCAAACCGCCUGGUUGAUAUCCAUGAGCUUCUAGAGGCAGCCAAGGCCCGAUCCCUUUCAGGCCUCGGAGUGUGUGUGAGCAGGGAUGAGCUGCUGCAGCACCUCAGAGGCAACGAGUUGGAUUCUGUGGAAAUCGCUACUGAACUGGAGCCAGAUGAGUUUAUGAACUCAAAGAAAUCCCAUGAAGUCCAGUGCAUGUCUAAGGUGGUGGCCUGUCUGGCCCGGCAUUGUGGAGUCAAACAGGUGAUAGAUGUGGGGUCAGGGAAGGGCUACCUGAGCUCCUUCCUGUCGCUGCAGUAUGGCCUUCAAGUGUUCGGCAUAGAUUCCUCCAGUACUAACACCCAUGGUGCUCAAGAGAGGAACAGAAAGCUCAAGAAGUUCUCACGAGCAUACCACAAAUGCACAAAAGCAGCAUGGACACAAGUGGAGGCCCCAUCCUCACGUCAAAAGGAGGUGGUUGAAAUCAAUCCUGAGCUGAAUCAGGACAGGGAUCCUUUAGCAGAAAGUGGGUGUCAGCAGGAAGAGAGGGUGUCAGUCAACGCUUCACCAGACACUGAGUCAGAGCUAAAUCUAGAAGCAGGGGAGCUCUUUCUGAGUGCCCUAUCAGCAGAUGUGAUUCAGCCUUCAUCCCCCAGAGUUCCUCCAAGUCAGCUCAGUGCUGAGGAGAGGGAAAGGAGAAAGAGAGAGAACCUGGAGAAGAAAACUUGGACCAGAGCAGAGGGCGUCAAUGGUGUGUUUUCACCUCUCACGUCUUAUGUCACAGCACAAACUGAGCUGCGUGAGCUCGUCACCGAGCUGGAGGAGGCUGUCGUGGUCGGCCUGCACACGUGUGGAGACUUGGCUGCAAGCACUCUGAGAAUGUUUGCGGCCAAGCCAGAGCUGUCUGCAGUCUGUGGCGUGGGCUGCUGCUAUCACCUACUGUCUGAGGAGUUUAACCUGGAUGGACUGGAGAAACCCUUGCAGACUGUGUGCGGUUUCCCUCUGAGUCAGUACCUCCGCAAUCAGUCCUGGUUCUGCGGCAGAAAUGCCAGGAUGUCAGCAUGUUUGGCGCUGGAGAGAGUCUCACUCGGCCAGGGUAUUCAGAUGGAGUCUUUGUUCUAUCGAGCAGUACUUCAUGUUAUUCUGAGGGACCACUACAGCUCCUAUAAAAGUGAAAAGCGGGUUGGAAAUGUUUAUUCCAGAGCAAAAUCAUUUGUGGACUACGUUCGCCGAGCUCUGCGCAGAUUAGAGCUGGAUGACUCAAAGCUCUGUGACAGUGACAUUCAGAGCUACCACGACACAUACGAAGCACGGAUGGACGAGAUGCAUGCUUUUAACCUGUUGAAAGUGACCCUUGCUCCAUGCAUUGAGGGUCUGAUUCUGCUUGAUCGACUCUGUUACCUGAAAGAACAGCUAGGGUGGAGAUGCAGUUGUUCCGGAGUGAAAAGCAUCGCGGAAACAUCCAUUGCUCACUUUGAAAGACUGAGGUUGUGAGGAAAUUUACUAAUGAGAGCAGGAGUGGAAGCAGACAUUUGGUAAAGAUUUUCCUGGCUGAACAAGAUAGACUGUGGAAAUUCGAUCUUAAACUUAUGUUUGUCAUACAAAUCAAUUUUGCAUUUAUUUUUGUGUUACGUUGUCACCAGAGUAUCUUUUAUGAUAGUUAAUUUCUCUCAUUGCUGUAAUUUUAAAGCGAUCUUGUUCCUUUUCUGUCUUAUUGUUUUAUGUAUUUUUCCUUAGUUUAACAUGUGGCCCAGUUAUGGCUUCUUAGAUGUUCUGAUCAUUUCAAAGUCUUAGAGGUUCGUCAACGUGGUCAUUUGUCUAUAUUAUAUGGGUGGGUUGUCUUUCACUCCUCAGUUUAGUUUAUUUAAAUUUCUGUCUCUAUUUAGGUGUUUUUCAUUUAUUUACAACUCACGUUUUCAUUACUUCUCUGUACUGAUUCCAUACUGGUUAUUGGUCUUAAAUCUGUAAUUAUUUUAUGUCAGAUUUGAAUGAUAUUUCACUUUGCACUUUGUAAUUAUUUUACUUCAUUUUGUCUACUAUUAAUCUUAACAGCGGUUUGCUGAAAUUGAUACUUUACUUACUAUUGGCCGAAAAUGCUAAAGAACUGAGCAAUGUUUUACAAUGUAAAGGUAAUGUUGCCAAAAAUGUUAGCUUUAGCAGUUUUUUCUAUAGGCAUCUUCAUACAAAACAUAAAAUUUCUACAAGAAUGAAACUAAUAGUGUAAUGUGAAUAGGUGGCACAUUUUGUGCUUUUCAACAUCAGUUUCAUCCUGUUCCAUUAAAGAAAAUACAUUAAACCUAAACAAAAAUACAAUUUGUGUUUUUGAUUAAAACAUCUAAACAAAUUUCCAGUAGGUAUUAUUGGAGCAAGUAGGUACAAUAAAAAAACCAGCUAUGUUGUUUCAAAGAGUUAUUUUGCUUUUGGGGCUUUAAAUUAAUAUUUUUGUAGCUGGACCAAAUAGAAAAAUGGCUCUUAGAGUUGCAAAGGUUGCUGAUCCCUGCUCUAUCACAAAAAAUCCAAAUAAAAAAACAUUAGUUUCUGCCUGUAACAUGGUAAAACAAAGAAAAGCUCAAGAGGUAUAAAUAAUUUUCCAACAAAGGCCUACUGUAUUCACUAUUGUUCAUGUAAACAGAGAACUCCUUAUAUUCUAAGUGGUCUUCCACAGAAUGAAUGAGCAGUGGAUCACCUUCUGGAGAGGUGUGAUAAUCUGUUAGUAAAGGUAAAUGUGAACAAAAUCAACAACAUGGCCAUUGGCUACCUGAAAACCUCUCAUUCAAUCAGUCCAACUAUAAUUAAUGCAACAUUAGUAGCAACAGAACUUGCACUCCUAUUACAACUUGUUUAUAAUUGUUGAUGAGAGCCUUAACUUUAACGUGCACACAGCCAUAUCCUGCAAGACGGGUCUGCAGAGACUGUUCUUUCUGUGAAGACUUAGUCUAAACACUGAUGCUUUGUUUCUUCUACAAACCAUUCAUCGAGUCUGUUUUGUGGUAAUCCUUUGCAUUGUGUCUUAACAUGGCUACAUGUGUUGCUAAAAUUGCUGUGAGAACAGGUUGAUUUUAUCCAGUGGAGACCUUUCUUUAUGAGAGGGAUUUGUGUACCUACUCCCAUCUGAUAGGAUGUACAGGCGACCUAGGGGGAGUUUAAUAAAUGCACUUCAUCAAACAAACCUUCUAUAGCAUUUUGAGUACUGCAUUUAAUUUAAUUUCCCUUUGGGAUUAAUAAAGUAUUUUUGAAUUGAAUUGAAUUGAAUUGUCUUGUGUAUGGUGUUUAACGUUUUCACUGCUGUACAACAAAUUUACCUUUGAGUGACAAUAAAAGUCUGAACUGAAAAGAA